Messenger RNA from Helianthus annuus (common sunflower), 507 nucleotides. Its product is annotated as heat shock 22 kDa protein, mitochondrial-like. Bases 63 to 452 code for a protein of 129 amino acids. The record is from RefSeq and is a predicted model, not a curated record. Lineage: Eukaryota; Viridiplantae; Streptophyta; Magnoliopsida; Asterales; Asteraceae. The transcript is spliced from 2 exons.
CUAUGUAAACAACCAACUUUCUCCCCACCUUUCUCUUCAUAAGAAACUUGUGUCCCAAGUUUAUGAUGGCUGCCAUUCUCAGGCAAUCUUCAAGCCUCCUCUCCAGAUCUCGACUCCUGUUACGUAGACGCGUCUCGGCUUCUCGGUUUUUCAACACUGAUGGUGUUAUGGAAGACACAGUUGCACACAGUCGUAUCGUUGAGACGGCUGACAAUAUACAUGUAUCCGUCGACAUGCCUGGAUGUGCAAAGAAGGGAGUGAAAGCAUCUCUAUCAGUUGAACAACUUGAGCGCAAGUCUCUGUGCAUCAAAGGCCGUCGAGAGGACAAAGAGAUUGACACUACAAACCAAAACUACAGCUGCAACAUUGAUUUACCAGAUAACAUCAACACCAGUAACAUCAAAGCUGAGCUGGUAAAUGGGUUGUUAAGGGUGAAGGGGGUGCUCACCUAAUAGGUGAGUCCCCUCUCUUACGCCAAACCAAUCCCCGUGUGCCACGUCAAGUCCC